Molecule: messenger RNA, 3218 nt
Organism: Salarias fasciatus (jewelled blenny)
Lineage: Eukaryota; Metazoa; Chordata; Actinopteri; Blenniiformes; Blenniidae
Gene: paics
Product: phosphoribosylaminoimidazole carboxylase, phosphoribosylaminoimidazole succinocarboxamide synthetase
Exons: 15
Coding region: 38-3139 (1033 amino acids)
Biological process (GO): 'de novo' IMP biosynthetic process
Cellular component (GO): cytosol
Molecular function (GO): phosphoribosylaminoimidazolesuccinocarboxamide synthase activity
Source: RefSeq, a predicted model, not a curated record
GAGAGAAAAAAAAAGCGUUUCCAGGUCAGCUCAGAAUAUGGAGAGAGGAGCAGAGAGACAAAGGGGAGGUGAAAGAAAAAUGGAGGAGGACAAAGGCUUGGCGGAAAGGCAGUGGGGGGAGGCAGAGCAGAUAGCUCUAGUGUCAGUGUGGGACGAGGUAGCGGCUCAGCACGUAGCAGAGGGCAGAGCCACAUUCGAGUUGAUUUCAGAGCGCCUGAGACGGCUCAGCGUGCUGCGCAGUUGGAGGGAGUGUCAGGCCAAAUGCAGGAGCCUGGGACUUAAGGACAGGAAGCCCGACGCUGCUGCAGGCACUUCGACAGACUACAACCAGGGAAUGGAUGCAAAGCCGGUGGAGGGCUGGGAGGAAGAUUUGGAAGGUGUGGGCACUGAAAGAGGAAUCUACGAUUCUUCAGUCACUAUCUCAAUGCAGGAAGAUGUCAAGACCCAACUCCAACCAAGUGUUCUUUACAACACCAAUGUGGCAGAAGAGGGCGGUCGCCAUUGGACGGAUGAUGAAAUUCGAGCGCUGCUGUGCGUCUGGGCUGACAAGAGCAUCCGUGGGCGCCUGAAGAGCACUCUGCGCAACAAGUCCAUCUUCCAAGAAAUGGCCCGCCAGAUGCAGAGAAACUUUGGGGUGGUGCGCAACUGGAAGCAAUGCCGUACCAAAUACAAGAACCUGAAGUACGACUACAAGACGGCCAAGAGUGCUCAAGCUGCAGGGGGCAGCGUUGCAGGGAACCCAGGGAAAUACAUGAAGUUUUUCGAUGAGGUGGAGGCCAUAUUGCUGGACCAGGAACUGGAAAAUGGUGCCAUGGAAAUGCAGAAGAGGUUGUAUAAUGGAGAGGCUGUGAAGCUGCCAGCUUUCAUGAGCCACGUGGGGCCACUGACGGCCUCAGAGGGCGAGGUUGUCAUAGAAAUUGACGAUGAUGAAUACAGUGACGAAAAUGAGGUCGAUGGAGACACUGAAGCAAAGUGGAGAAGCACAGAUGCCAAUCUGAUGCACACAGACUCAUCCGGCUCCGACCAGUUCCACGUCGUCACAGUGUCAGACACGGGUCGAAACUGGAGUGACCAAGAGGUCCAAGCUUUUAUUCAAGUCUGGUCUGACGAGCGCGUGUGCAGGCAACUGGAAAGCUCCACCAGAAAAAAGGACAUCUUCGUCCAGAUUUCCAACAGGUUGAUGCAGCAAGGCAUCGAGCGCGACUGGAAACAGUGUCACACCAAGUACAAAAACCUCAAGUACCUGUACCGCUCGCUGCAAAGGGGAAAGACUGAUGAAGCUGACCCGAGACGCAUCAUGAAGUUCUACGACGAAGUGGACGCCAUCAUGAAUCACAUAGUUAACGGCUCACCGGAUGAGACAGGAGCCGCUGACUCCAGCAGGCUCGUGGAGGUGGAUGGCUGCGAGGAGAAAGGGGACCCUGUUGCCAUCUUUCUGACAAAUGCAGAGACAGUAAUGGUGGGAACGCCAGAGUACAGAACCAAAACCAUUUCAAUUCUCAAUCACAACGUCACAACACAGACUGAAGCGACGAGGAUCCAAAAAGCCAAGGGCCAUCACUUGGAUCAACACCACAAACUAAUGAGCACUGCUGAGACUAAGGAUGGAAAAGACAACCACAACUCAGCAAACAGAGGAAUGAAGAGGAAAGCUCCAGAUCAAGACCCUGUUCUUCACACAUCACCCAAAAGGAAAAACACGGGCCAUGACCUUGGCCAAAAACCUGCGACACAGUGCAAAGAAGAGCAGGAUCACAUUCCAAUAAUAAAGAUCAACUCAGUCUGCUCAAUGGCCUCGACUGAUUCAUCCCGGGAGAGACAGGACCCUCCACCACUGAAGACCCCAACCAUGGCCUUUACCACAGCCUUGCAGUCGGAUUAUGUAGUUGGCAAAAAAGUCAGGGAGGGCAAGACCAAGGAGCUCUUCGAGCUGAAGAACGAACCAGGCUUGAUUCUGGUCCAGUCCAAGAACCAGAUCACCGCCGGGAAUGCCGCAAGGAAAGACCAGAUGGAGGGCAAAGCUGCCAUCGCCAAUAAUACGACGGUCAUCGUGUUCAGUCUGCUGCACGUGGCAGGAAUCAAGACUGCUUUUGUGAGGCAGCACGAGGACAUUUCAUUCUUCGCAAUCAACUGUGAGAUGAUUCCCAUUGAGUUUGUGUGUCGGAGGGUGGCAACCGGUUCCUUCCUCAAGAGGAAUCCAGGGGUCAAAGAAGGCUACCGUUUCAGCCCCCCGAAGGUUGAGCUGUUCCUCAAGGACGAUGAAAAUAAUGAUCCUCAGUGGUCGGAGGAGCAGGUGCUCGCGGCCAAGUUCAAGCCGGGUGGAGUCACUAUUGGCCAGUGUGAGCUAGACAUCAUGACCCACACCACUGUGGCCGUGUUUGAGAUCCUGGAAAAGGCCUGGGCCUCACAGAACUGCACCCUGGUUGAUUUGAAGAUUGAAUUUGGAGUGAGUGUGACAGGUGGGGACAUCUUGCUGGCGGACGUGAUUGACAAUGAUUCAUGGAGGCUGUGGCCGUCUGGAGAUCGGAGCCAGCAAAAGGACAAGCAGGUGUACCGAGACCUGGGAGAAGUUACGCCUGACGCACUACAAAUGGUGAAGGGAAACUUCGAAUGGGUCGCCGACAGGGUCGCGCUACUGCAGAAGAACGAGAUCAACGGCAGGGUGGUGGUCCUGAUGGGCUCCGUGACCGACAUGAGCCACUGUGAGAAGAUCAAGAGGGGCUGUGCCUUCUACGGGAUCCCCUGUUUCCUGAGGGUCACCUCGGCUCACAAGGGUCCAGACGAGACUCUACGCAUCAAAGCACAAUAUGAAGGCGAUGGCGUUCCCACCGUGUUUGUGGCCGUUGCCGGCAGAAGCAACGGCCUUGGUCCCAUGAUGUCUGGAAACACUGCGUGUCCCGUCAUCAACUGUCCUCCCCUCUCUCAAGACUGGGGAGCGCAGGACGUGUGGUCAUCCCUCCGUAUGCCAAGUGGUCUGGCUUGUUCCACAGUCCUCUCUCCUGAGGCUGCAGCCCAGUUUGCAGCUCAGAUCCUUGGGCUAACCAACCACCUGGUGUGGUGCAGACUGAGGGCCUCCAUGCUGAACACAUGGGUGUCACUCAAGCAGGCUGACCAAAGGCUGAAGGGCUGCACUCUCUGAAUUGACACUUCAAUGUUGCCGUUUAUCAUGUCAUUCCUCCAGACAUCUUGAGCCUACAUCAUUCCAAUAAAUGCAUGGA